AUGAAGGGGCUCUUCCUCCCUCGCCGGAGCAAUGGGACUCCGACCAACCCUUCCCCCGCGACGCCACCCAAGAAAGACCCCCAGAUGCCGCAGAUCUCCCCGCUCGAGAAGAGGUUACAGGACAUGGGGCCGCUUCGAGGCGAUGGCAGUGACAAGUUUUAUGGCAUGGAAAACUACGGAAACACCUGCUAUUGCAAUUCAAUCCUCCAAUGUCUCUAUUACUCCGUUCCCUUUCGCGAGGCGGUGAUCAAUUACCCGCAGCGUACCCCCGUGGAGAGCCUCGAGGCGGCGCUGGCCAAGAACCUUCGGUACCAAAACCCCAAUGCGCACUUGGAGGCUGAGGCACAAGCAGCCAAGCAGAAGGCGGCGGCUCCGGCGUCCUCAGCGCGCCAAGCGGGCGUACCUCCCAACCAACCCCAGAAGCCGGAAGACAAGGAUUCGCCUGAAUACAAGAAGAAGGUCGCGCUCCAGACCCUUCCCUUGAUGGAGACCAAGAACAAUGCUGCGAGUUAUGGCAUCCAGUCUCGGAUUGGAGUGAUUCGGCCCCAGCAGUUCUUGGACGUGCUGCGGCGGGAGCAUGAAAUGUUCCGGACAGCCAUGCACCAGGAUGCUCAUGAGUUCUUGAAUCUACUGCUGAAUGAGGUGGUGUCGAACGUGGAGGCGGAAGCGACGAAGCAAGCAUUCUCGGAGAAGGCGCUCCCGCCGCCGCCCUCCGAUAGCGCAGACUCUUUGGGACUGUUGACCGCCAGCACAGGCUCCAAGUCUCCAAACACGACGAGGUGGGUCCAUGAGCUAUUCGAAGGCACAUUGACCUCGGAAACCAAGUGCUUGACUUGCGAGAAGGUCUCACAACGCGAUGAGGUGUUCUUGGAUCUUUCGGUCGAUCUGGAGCAGCAUUCAUCCGUAACCUCUUGUCUUCGAAAAUUCUCUGCGGAGGAGAUGCUGUGCGAGCGGAACAAGUUCCACUGUGACAACUGCGGUGGCCUCCAGGAGGCCGAAAAGCGCAUGAAGAUCAAGCGCCUGCCCCGUGUGCUGGCCUUGCACCUCAAACGCUUUAAGUAUACGGAAGACCUGCAGCGACUGCAAAAGCUCUUCCAUCGGGUCGUCUACCCUUAUCAUCUCCGGCUUUUCAACACGUCCGACGAUGCCGAGGAUCCGGAUCGGCUUUACGAGUUGUAUGCGGUUGUCGUCCACAUCGGCGGCGGACCGUAUCAUGGUCAUUACGUGGCCAUCAUCAAGACCGAAGAUCGCGGCUGGUUACUGUUCGACGAUGAGCUUGUGGAACCGGUCGAUAAGAACUACGUUCGGAAUUUCUUCGGUGAUCGCCCCGGGCUGGCCUGUGCAUACGUUCUAUUCUACCAGGAGACCACGCUUGAGGCUGUCAUGCGGGAGCAAGCUCAGGAGGACCAGGCGUCCACCGCGGCCGCUGCUGAAGCUGGCGAUAUCGGGAGAUCUAACGGACACCCGGCGUCCCCGAAUAACCUGGUUCAAGUGCAUAGCGCCAGUUACGUCCCUUCCGAAGACCCGAAUCGGUUUACUCCCAUCAGCAAAAUGACGACCGCCCCUCAACUGGAACCUCACCACGAACACCCAGAGUCCGAUUCGUCCUCCCAACAACCCGUUCAGCCCGCUCAACCUCAACCACCGCUGCCAGCAAUCCCUGACGACCCACCGCCUCGCCUGAGUCCGAAAAAGAGCGAUGUGCAGUCAAAGAAGGAGAAGGCUCGAGAGGAAAAGGAGCGCCGAGCAGCGGAAAAGGAGCGGGAACGGAACGAAAAGGCUCGCCGCAAAGAGCUCGGGCUACAUCAACAAAUGGACGCCAGGCGGGAAGCUGACGAACUUCGAAGGGCUAUUGAGGCCAGCAAGGCCGACGCCGCUGACCUUGGUCCCGAGAAUGGGUCCCCCAGAAAGUCCUCCAGCUUGAGCUUCCUUCGGCGCAGCAGCCGCAGCCUGAGCCACCGCCUCAGCAAGGACAAAGAACCUCGUAUGUCGACUUCGGAUCUGGUGCCCACACCAGUUCCCGAAGCCCCGGCCAAAGAGGCAGAGCCUGAACAGCCACCAGUGCCCCUAACGGAUACCCCGGGUCUCUCUAACCCAAAGAUGCCCUCGCGAGUCCUGGUACCCCCACCGCCACCGAUCCCCAAGGACACCAAGGACACCAAGAACGAAAAGACUGGCCAAACCCACCGAUGGAGGUCGCUCAGCUUCAAAAAGGCAUCAUCAUGA
Molecule: messenger RNA, 2226 nt
Organism: Penicillium canariense
Lineage: Eukaryota; Fungi; Ascomycota; Eurotiomycetes; Eurotiales; Aspergillaceae
Gene: creB
Exons: 4
Coding region: 1-2226 (741 amino acids)
Biological process (GO): protein deubiquitination
Cellular component (GO): nucleus; cytosol
Molecular function (GO): cysteine-type deubiquitinase activity; cysteine-type endopeptidase activity
Source: RefSeq, a predicted model, not a curated record